This is a messenger RNA of Symbiodinium natans, 249 nucleotides long. The record is from the annotation of a GenBank genome assembly. Lineage: Eukaryota; Dinophyceae; Suessiales; Symbiodiniaceae.
AUGGCGCUGGGCCGCAGGGCACCCGUGAGGUUAACUUCUGCUCCAUCCGCUUCAAUCCGGUGGUCUCCCUCCUGGCCGCUGUGUGUCUCUGGGGUUUCGUCCUCUACGCAGUCUUGGACCCAGAAGCCUCCACUGUCUUCGGGGAGUGGCAGUCCUACGUCACGAAGAAGUUCACCUGGCUCUACAUUGUGUCCCAGGACUACUGGAUUGUCUACCUCUUCCCACUUUGCUACUACUACGGGGACAUGA